CAAUGGAGUAUAAAAUGGCCGCCUGAGGGAGCGACGGGAGGGAGGGGAGAGACGUCGCCGGCCGCUGGGCUCGGACGGAAGGAAGGAAGUAAGCAGGAAGCGCGAGGGGCGGAGGCAGCGCAGGCAGGAAGAGGGACGUGACGAGGCGACGCUGCGAGUCAGCCGCGGCCGGUGCGAGCGGCGGACGGAGACCCCGGAAGGGCGGCGAGGCGAGGAUCUUUCCUAUUCUUAUCAACAUGGAAAACUCGGAUUCCAGCAACAAAGGAAGCACCGAUCAAUCUGAAGCACAGCGUCGGAGUCAGUUGGACCGACUGGAUCGGGAAGAAGCAUUCUAUCACUUUGUAAAUAAUCUGAGUGAAGAAGAUUACAGGCUAAUGAGGGAUAACAACCUGCUGGGCACCCCAGGUGAGAUUACUGAAGAAGAGUUGCUAAGACGGCUGCAGCAAAUUAAAGAGGGCCCACCGCAGCAAAGUAGUGAAGAUAGUAGAGCAGGUGCAGAAUCCACAGAAGAUGUGUCUAAUGGUGAUUCCAUAAUUGAUUGGCUUAAUUCAGUUCGACAGACUGGAAAUACAACUCGCAGUGGGCAGAGAGGAAACCAGUCUUGGAGGGCAGUGAGCCGGACUAACCCAAACAGUGGGGAUUUCAGAUUCAGUCUGGAAAUAAAUGUCAAUCGUAGUAACGGGAACCCAAACCCGGAAACAGAGGCUGAGCCAUCUGUAGAACCAUCCAGUGGGGAGGAUCUGGAAAAUAACCAAAGUGACACUGAGACUCCUCGGUCAGAAUCUCCUCCUGUUGUAAGGCAGUCUGGAUCAGAAAUGAGUCCGCCUGAAGAGGUAAAUGAAGAGGCAUUUCCUCAGAGGGGCCAGAGAAGAUCAAGAAGCAGAAGUCCAGAGCAGCGGAGGACACGAGCCAGGACUGAUAGAAGUAGGUCACCUCUUAAUCCAGUGAGUGAGCCUCCGCGUAGGACACAUCAUAAUACCUCACCUCCGAUGCCUGAUGUCUCCCCAGCCAUUGAAGCUGAAGGAAGUUCUAGAACAAGACAGCACAUGGUGAUACGGCAGCAUGCCACCACUUCUGAGAUGCCCAGUGAAAAUGCAGUGCUGCUUUCAGCCGCUGAAGCAAGACCCGCUCCUCAGGCAGUGGCUUCUGCGGAAACAAACGGCAACACGGAGACUACACCCUCUGGGCAGAGGCCUCCAACUAUUGUUCUUGACCUACAAGUGAGACGAGUCCGCCCAGGAGAGUAUAGGCAGAGAGACAGUAUAGCUAACCGAACUCGGUCAAGGUCCCAGACGCCAAACAACACCGUUACUUAUGAAAGUGAGCGAGGAGGGUUUAGGCGUACAUUUUCACGCUCAGAAAGGGCAGGAGUGAGAACUUACGUCAGUACCAUUCGGAUUCCUAUUCGCAGAAUCUUGAACACGGGCUUGAGUGAGACAACGUCUGUUGCCAUUCAGACCAUGUUAAGGCAGAUAAUGACUGGCUUUGGGGAGUUGAGUUACUUUAUGUACAGCGAUAGUGAUGCUGACCCUGGUGGCCCAGCGCCAAACCCAAACGUAGAAAUGACAGAGCCACCAAGUGGAAAUAGUAGCUCAAGUAAUGAAGUACCUGACCCUGGCUCGGGAGAGUCCUACGAAAGUAACAACGAAGUGGGUGCUGUGGCUGGCACUAGGCGGGAAGGACGGAAUGCGAGGGGAUCAGUUACUUUUGAAGAAAGUGGGUCUCUGCCGUUUCUUAGCCUGGCACAGUUUUUUCUGCUCAAUGAAGAGGAUGAUGACCAACCAAGAGGCCUCACCAAAGAGCAAAUUGACAACCUAGCCAUGAGGAAUUUUGGUGAAAGCGAUGCUCUGAAAACCUGUAGUGUUUGCAUCACAGAAUACACAGAGGGGAACAAACUAAGAAAACUUCCUUGUUCUCAUGAAUACCAUGUGCACUGCAUUGAUCGUUGGCUAUCAGAAAACUCUACCUGCCCAAUUUGUCGUAGAGCAGUCUUGGCUUCCAGUAACCGAGAAAGUGUUGUCUGAGCAAGACGUGAACUUUCAGCUGAGUACCAGGUGAGGUGGUGGGCAAAGAAGCCACUUCCUAUGGCCACUUUUUGUGUGGUGGUUAUAAGUGUAGAAGCAAAGACUCUGUGAUCUGUAAUGAAAUGGAAUUGGGGGAAAAAAGCAGAGGAACUUCCUUGAUUAGGGUUCCCAAAAUAAUACUGGGUUUAUGUUAAUUAAAAGAACUGCAUUUGCCCAAAGACACCUCCCUCUUGUACCUUCUCAGUUUUUUCAAUGAAAACAAGGUUCACAUCUAUCUUUACCCCAGUGUGUAGUGAACAUUGAAGACUUCGCCACUCUGCUCUUCCCCGUGAAGAAUAUAACUGGAGUCAUUCAGCUGCAUAUAGCCCAUGCUUCAUUGUGGAUUAAAAAAAAAAAAACCUCAGCUACCUUUUCAGAACACUGAAAUUGCACCCCCUGAGCAUAAUUUUAGUUCCUUUAUUGUAUAGGUUAUUGAAUAUGUCAGUGUAAAUAACACUAAUGUUAGCCCCUCUCCCACUGUACAGCUGUCAUAAGCCCAACGCUAUGGUAUACCAUAGAACGAGCUGAUAGUUUAAUGGGAAUAUUUAUCUUGCUGUGGAAAUAUAUUAAUUGCUUAUGCUUGUUUAAAUAAACUUUUGUUUUAAAAACUGUAAAGCUUUUUGUACAGAAUUAGUAACUCUUCCAUUGCACUGUUACACUGAUGCAUCCAGUAAAGCUGUCCUAUGCUUAGAAAGGAAACUGCUUUGGUGUGACUUGGUACACCCAGGGUAAUGAAGAUGGCAAAGAGUUACUCCUGUAAAGUUAUAAAUAGAGCGCUCCUGGACUAAUUAUGUAAACUAAUGGCUAUUGUAACAUGAUGUAGUCAAGACAUUUGGGUGGGUGUAAAUGGGAUGUAAUCCACUGUUUGAGUGUUAGGAGGAAACAAUCCAGUGUAACAAUCUGCAUGAGGAAAAACUCCCAAUAAUGAGCAAAUUUCUGUUUUGCAGAGAGGACACAGGGUUGGUCAACAGCCGCUUGCACAGAAUGCCUGUUGGUGUUGAAUUGUGACUCUGUGUAAGCAGUUCUUAACCAACCUGAUGUCAUCUGCAAAAUAGAAAUCUGCUCCAUUAUUGGGAGCCUUUAGCUAUGCCUACCUCUUCUCUGUUUCUUUCUCCCUCCAAUUGCUAACAGGUGUGCUUUCCUAUUUCUGUAGGACUUUGGUGUACAAAGUGCAUUUAUUGCCCUUACUGCUAUGUACUGGGCAAUUACAGCUUUGAGGCUAAGUUCUUUUAGUGGCUUAGUAUCUCUGUAAACUGGAGUUCAGUCGAAUACUUAAAAUAGUAUCCCUUCUAAAGCUUAUCUCCCAGUGUGGAGGGGGGUGGGCGAGUAGAUUAAAAACUCAAAAGGUUUGCCCACACUGAUAAGUUUGCCAAAGUAUGAAUCCUGUCAAUGUGUGAAGCUGCCAUUUAAAAAUUUCCCUACAACUCGAGUAUAUCUUUGGUUAAUCUUAAGAGUCCCUCUUUUAUCCUGCAUACAUACUAAGAAUCAAGUUUUGUGUUGUGACAUAACUGUAAAUGGCUGUUACUUAUAGAUCUAAAAUGUUCAUCUUCAAUUGAUAUGAGAAAGUCCAGUGAAUUUUAUAGAGAUGAAUAUAUACAGCUAUCUUGCCUCUGUAUAAACUGUCUUUGCACCCAAAGUAGGAUUCAGUAACCCUCCUCUGCUCUCUUCUUGCUGCCUGAAAUACUUUGUUAAAUUAAAAAUUAUGAGAUAAAUACAAAUUAUGUAUGAGGUUGACCACUGCCAUGGACGAUUCCUGCUUAGCUUAGUUUUCAGCUAAAAAGGUACUUUUCUAACCCUUGGACAUGCGUUCAUUUUUCAAACAUUAA
This is a messenger RNA of Eublepharis macularius, 3889 nucleotides long. It is a transcript of the gene RLIM, whose product is annotated as ring finger protein, LIM domain interacting. The record is from RefSeq and is a predicted model, not a curated record. The coding region runs from base 237 to 2024 and encodes 595 amino acids. Gene Ontology annotation, biological process: ubiquitin-dependent protein catabolic process; random inactivation of X chromosome; protein ubiquitination. The transcript is spliced from 4 exons. NCBI's taxonomy places the organism in Eukaryota, Metazoa, Chordata, Lepidosauria, Squamata, Eublepharidae. Gene Ontology annotation, molecular function: ubiquitin protein ligase activity. Gene Ontology annotation, cellular component: nucleoplasm; cytoplasm.